GCGCUGAAGCCUGCGCCCAGGCCCGCCGGGGGACUUUGGAAGGACCCGCUCUGCGCUCGCUCGCUCGCCAGGGAGGCUCUGCUUGGUGACAGGGGCGCGGCGCCCACCAUGCGGAGCUGCCCGCGGCUCGCGCUGCUUUGCGCGCUGCUACCCUGGCUCCUGCGGGCGGCGGCACCCCGGCGACCCGCGCAACCCCUCCCACCCCGCGACCCCCGCGACCCCGCCAGGGGCGCCGAUUUUGAUCGCAUCUACAGCGGGAUGGUGAGCCUCAGCACCGAGAACAUCUACUCCUUCAACUACACCAGCCAGCCUGGCCAGGUGAACGCUGUGCGGGUCUAUGUGAAUAGUUCCUCAGAGAACCUCGACUACCCAGUUCUCGUCGUGGUUCGCCAGCAGAAAGGGGUGCUAUCCUGGCAGGUCCCUCUGCUCUUCCAAGGACUAUACCAGAGGACCUACAACUACCAGGAAGUCAGCCGUACUUUGUGUCCCUCAGAAGCAACCAAUGAAACGGGACCUCUGGAACAACUGGUAUUUGUAGAUGUCGCCUCCAUGGCUCCACUGGGCGCCCAGUACAAACUGCUGGUCACCAAGAUCAAGCAUUUCCAGCUACAGACAAAUGUUGCCUUUCACUUCACUGCCAGCCCCUCUCAACCUCAGUAUUUUCUAUACAAAUUUCCUGAUGAUGUGGACUCGGUUAUCAUUAAAGUCCAGUCUGAAAUGGCUUAUCCGUGUUCUGUUGUCUCAGUCCAGAAUAUCAUGUGCCCAGUGUAUGAUCUCGACCACAAUGUGGAAUUUAAUGGUGUCUAUCAGUCCAUGACCAAGAAAGCUGCGAUCACCCUGCAGAAGGAUUUUCCAGGCGAGCAGUUCUUCGUGGUAUUUGUGAUAAAGCCUGAAGAUUACGCCUGUGGAGGAUCUUUCUUUAUCCAGGAAAAGGAGAACCAAACCUGGAAUCUACAACGAACAAAGAACCUUAAAGUGACCAUUGUUCCUUCCAUUAAAGGAUCUGUUUAUGUGAAAUCCAUCCUUCUCAGUUCCCUCAUCUUCUUCUCCUUCUACUUGGGAUGCCUGCUUAUUGCAUUUGUUCAUUAUAUCAGGUUUCAAAGAAAAUCCAUCGAUGGAAGCUUUGGUUCCAGUGAUGGCUCUGAAAACAUGGUGGCGUCCCAUCCCAUUGCUGCCGGCACCCCUGAAGGAAGCAAUUAUGGGGCAAUAGAGGAGUCAAGCUCCAGUCCUGGCAGGCAGAUGUCCUCCUCCGAUGGUGGGCAGACGUGCCAGUCAGACACAGACAGCUCCGUGGAGGAGAGUGACUUCGACACCAUGCCAGACAUUGAGAGUGACAAGAACGUUAUCCGGACCAAGAUGUUCCUUUACCUGUCAGAUCUGUCCAGGAAGGACCGGAGAAUUGUCAGCAAAAAAUAUAAGAUUUAUUUUUGGAACAUCGUCACCAUCGCUGUGUUUUAUGCGCUGCCUGUGAUCCAGCUGGUUAUCACCUACCAGACAGUGGCGAAUGUCACUGGCAAUCAGGACAUCUGCUACUACAACUUCCUCUGUGCUCACCCCCUCGGCGUCCUGAGUGCCUUCAACAACAUUCUCAGUAACCUGGGCCACGUGCUCCUGGGCUUCCUCUUCUUGCUGAUAGUCUUGCGCCGGGACAUUCUCCAUCGCAGAGCCCUGGAAGCCAAGGACAUCUUUGCCAUGGAAUAUGGGAUUCCUAAACACUUUGGUGUUUUCUAUGCAAUGGGUAUUGCAUUGAUGAUGGAAGGAGUGCUCAGUGCUUGUUACCACGUCUGCCCUAAUUACUCCAACUUCCAAUUCGAUACCUCCUUCAUGUACAUGAUCGCCGGCCUCUGCAUGCUGAAGCUCUACCAGACCCGCCACCCAGACAUCAAUGCCAGCGCCUACGCUGCCUACGCCUCCUUCGCGGCGGUCAUCACGCUCACCGUCCUCGGAGUGGUGUUUGGAAAAAAUGACCUGUGGUUCUGGGUCAUCUUCUCUGCAAUCCAUAUCCUGGUGUCCCUGGCCCUCAGCACCCAGAUCUACUACAUGGGUCGUUUCAAGAUUGACGGGUCUGAUACAGACUUGGGGAUUUUCCGACGGGCUGCGAUGGUGUUCUACACGGACUUUGUCCACCAGUGUAGCCGGCCGCUGUACAUGGACAGAAUGGUGUUGCUCAUCGUGGGGAAUCUGGUGAACUGGUCCUUCGCGCUCUUUGGACUGGUCUAUCGGCCCAGGGACUUCGCUUCCUACAUGCUGGGGAUCUUCAUCUGUAACCUGCUGCUCUACCUGGCCUUUUACAUCAUCAUGAAGCUUCGAAGCUCCGAGAAGCUCCUUCCAAUCCCGCUCUUCUGCAUCGUGGCCACAGCUUUGAUGUGGGCUGCCUCGCUGUACUUUUUCUUCCAGAAUCUCAGCAGCUGGGAGGGCACCCCAGCCGAAUCCCGGGAGAAGAACCAGGAGUGUAUCCUGCUGGAUUUCUUUGAUGACCAUGACGUCUGGCACUUCCUCUCUGCCACUGCUCUGUUCUUCUCAUUCUUGGUUUUGUUAACCUUGGAUGAUGACCUAGAUGUGGUCCGGAGAGACCAGAUCCCUGUCUUCUGAGCCUCCAGCUUUAAGAGAGGGAGAGGGAGAGGGAGCAGCCGAUCUUGGUGCUGUUUCAUGAAAAUACAGGGACUGCAGCAAGUCACCACUGCCAAAUGCUCCACUCCCCCUCUGUCAAGUCAGUUCUGUGCGCAUUCCCCCAGGAAGGUGAGGGGCUGGAGGGAGACUCAAGCCUGCGAGCAGGGCAGCAGAAGAGGAGCCAUGGGUAUGGCCAGAGGCAAGCCCUGAAGAGUCAAGGGACUCCCAUCCCCUGUCGUGUGCAGCCCUGACAGGAACAAAAGCUGCAUCCAAGUCAACUCGCUGUCUUGGGACCCCUCCCACCCC
This is a messenger RNA of Enhydra lutris kenyoni (northern sea otter), 2916 nucleotides long. Its product is annotated as SID1 transmembrane family member 1. Gene Ontology annotation, cellular component: membrane. NCBI's taxonomy places the organism in Eukaryota, Metazoa, Chordata, Mammalia, Carnivora, Mustelidae. The transcript is spliced from 26 exons. The record is from RefSeq and is a predicted model, not a curated record. The coding region runs from base 109 to 2592 and encodes 827 amino acids.